UUCCUCCCUCCACACUGCUGCAGCAAACAAAAACCGGGAUGGAAAAGUCACUGCUAGCUCUGGCUCUCAUCCUCCUGGGAGGCUUCCUGGUGACGAGCGAUGCGACCACCGCCACACCGUCCCUCAACUUCACGUCUGAGGGACGCCGGGGGCCGACGACACCUCCCGGCAGAGUCACGCACAAAGUCAUCGAGAAGGAGGAGGAUGAAGAUGAUGUGAGUGCGACUGAACUAGGCUGUCCUCCAUUGGGCCUGGAGUCCCUGAAGGUGGAUGACACCCAAAUUCAAGCUUCCUCUUUCCAGAGGUUCGGUCUGGGUCCUCACAGGGGCAGACUGAACAUCCAGUCCGGCAUCGAGGACGGGGAUCUGUAUGACGGCGCUUGGUGUGCCGACUACAAAGACCGACACCAGUGGCUGGAGGUGGACGCCCUGCACCUCACUCGCUUCACCGCCGUCAUCCUGCAGGGCCGCAACACCAUCUGGAGGCAAGACUGGGUGGAGACCUACAAAGUCCAGCUGAGCAACGACUCCAUUAGCUGGAAAAGCUGCAUGAAUGGGACGCAAGAAGCGAUAUUUGAAGGCAACAAGGAUCCAGAGAGUCCGGUUCUCGGGGUCCUACCCGUCCCCAUUGUUGCGCGUUACAUACGCAUCAAUCCACAAAGCUGGUUCCAUGAAGGCGACAUCUGCCUCCGAGCUGAGAUUCUCGGAUGCCGCGUCGACGAGCCACAUUCCGCCAAAGACACCGAACCAAAGGAUGCUCUGGAUUUCAGACACCACAACUACAAAGAGAUGAGAAAGUUGAUGAAGAUGGUGUCUGAGGAGUGUCCUGACAUCACGCGUAUCUACACCAUCGGGAAGAGCUACAUGGGCCUCAAACUCUACGUCAUGGAGAUCUCCGAUAAUCCCGGGAAGCAUGAACUUGGUGAGCCCGAGUUCCGCUACGUGGCCGGGAUGCACGGAAAUGAGGUCCUGGGUCGCGAGCUGGUGCUCAACCUCAUGCAGUACAUUUGCCGCGAGUACAAGAAAGGCAACCAACGCAUCGUCCGGCUCGUCACCGAGACUCGGAUCCACCUUCUCCCGUCGAUGAACCCUGACGGAUACGAAGUGGCUUACAAGAAGGGUUCCGAACUAGCCGGCUGGGGUGAGGGACGAUACACUUUUGAAGGAAUAGACCUGAACCACAACUUCCCAGACCUCAACAACAUCAUGUGGGACGCUCAAGAGGAGGCGGAUGACCCAUCCAAAGUGCCCAACCACUACAUUCCCAUCCCGGAAUACUACACCAAAGAGGAUGCUCUCGUUGCUCCAGAGACGCGUGCCGUCAUCAGCUGGAUGCAGGACAUUCCCUUUGUGUUGAGCGCCAACCUGCACGGCGGCGAGCUGGUGGUGACGUACCCCUACGACGGCACCCGGGGCUGGGCGCCCAAGGAGAACACGCCCACCACCGACAACGCCUUCUUCCGUUGGCUUUCCACCGUCUACGCCUCCACCAACCUCGCCAUGGCCAACCCCGAGCGCCGCAUCUGCCACUACGAGGACUUCCAGGCGUACAACAACAUCAUCAAUGGCGGCGCCUGGCACACCGUCCCCGGAAGUAUGAAUGAUUUCAGUUACAUGCACACCAACUGCUUCGAGGUGACGGUGGAACUGUCCUGCGACAAGUUCCCUCACGCCAGCGAGCUUCCCAUGGAGUGGGAGAACAACAAGGAAUCUCUGAUCAUCUACAUGGAGCAGGUCCACCGAGGGAUCAAAGGGGUGGUGAGGGACAAGGAGACCAAAAAAGGAAUAGUCGAUGCCGUGAUCAAGGUGGAGGACCACGGACAUGACAUCAGAUCAGCCGCAGACGGGGACUACUGGCGCCUCCUGAACCCGGGCGAGUACAAGGUGGUGGUUUGGGCCGAGGGCUACUUCCCAUCCAUGCGUCACUGCCACGUGGGGAUGGAGCCCCGCGCUACCGUCUGCGACUUCAGCCUGACCCAGACCCCCGUCCAGAGGCUGAAGGAGAUUCGAGCCAAGGGGGGGAAGAUCCCGCAGGACCUGCAGCUGCGCCUGCGAGCGCUCAGACUGCGGAAACUCCGUGCCAGCACAAAGGCCAUCAACCGGCGUCGGGAGGGCCAGCGGAUGCAGCGGGAGCAGGGGAGGAAGGCUCGAUCCCCUGGAAGAUUAUGAGGUGGACCGGACCGGGAUUUUGUUUGAAGCUAUGAGCCUGUGAAAUUACUAAAAGGGGGGCAAUCACAGGGUCUCUUCACCUCAUUAAAAAUCAAUACUACCUUUAUAAACACAUUAUCACCUGCAGAACCCCAUGGGCGCCAAUACAAGACCUAACCUAACUAUUAGUUAUGGAUCAGUACAAUAACAAUAACAAAUAUUAAUACUUCCCAGUGUCAUAACUCUGCAUUAAUAAGCACGUUUGCAAUACAAGCUCUUGAACUGGAACUCAAUGGCUUGUGUUGGAUGAACUAAAAAUAGAAAACUUUCCGGGCUGCACGGUGGAGAGUGGUUAGCACGCAGACCUCACAGCUUGGAGACCCGGAUUCAAUUCCACCCAUGGCCAUCUCUGUGUGGAGUUUGCAUGUUCUCCCCGUGCAUGCGUGGGUUUUCUCCGGGUACUCCGGUUUCCUCCCACAUUCCAAAAACAUGCUAAGUUAAUUAGCCACUCCAAAUUGUCCAUAGGUAUGAAUGUGAGUGUGAAUGGUUGUUUGUCUAUAUGUGCCCUGUGAUUGGCUGGCCACGAGUCCAGAAGUGGACCCCGCCUCUCGCCCCAAGACAGCUGGGAUAGGCUCCAGCACCCCUGCGACCCUCGUGAGCAUAAGCGGUAGAAAAUGAAUGAAAACUUUCCAUUUUAAUUUAGGAAUUUUGAUCCUGACCUUGGCUUUCACAUGCUAGCAAUGUUCCUAUUGUCGCUUAUUUGUUUUAUUUCAAUCAGCACAUCCAAACUCACAUGAAUCCAAACAUUCCUACUUUGGAACAAUGACGCUAAACCAUUUGAAAACAUCUUGGCGGAUGUGGAAUGUUUCAUUUCAAUGCAAGUAUCAGCUGGUCUGAUGUAGAACUCUGUUAGUCCAACAGGAUCACAUGACUCGGAUAAUAAUCAUGACAAAUAUUGUUGGAAAUGGAGUAAUCUAUGUUGCUGCCACCUAGUGGCCAAAAGGUACAAACAAACCUUUGAAGCCACGGUGCAAAAAAAGCUUUUUAUUUUCGAGUGGGGGCAAGUACCUUUUUUUCUAGUUUCACAGCUGGGAUUAGUUGAUGUGGAAAGUCAUUUUUCCCCACCCCCAACCCCGCCCAGGAUGCAAAUAGUGUGUGUACACACACUUAAAAUAAUUCAUAACACACAGAAAAGCGCAGAACACAUUUUUCUUUUCUUAAAAAAAAAAAAAAAAAAAAAGAAAACAGGUUGGUAGUUAAACGCCAAGUGAAAAUAUUAAGACAC
Molecule: messenger RNA, 3432 nt
Organism: Doryrhamphus excisus (bluestripe pipefish)
Lineage: Eukaryota; Metazoa; Chordata; Actinopteri; Syngnathiformes; Syngnathidae
Gene: cpxm1a
Product: carboxypeptidase X (M14 family), member 1a
Biological process (GO): proteolysis
Molecular function (GO): metallocarboxypeptidase activity; zinc ion binding
Source: RefSeq, a predicted model, not a curated record